Messenger RNA from Aedes aegypti (yellow fever mosquito), 1217 nucleotides. RefSeq lists its product as uncharacterized. Bases 147 to 1130 code for a protein of 327 amino acids. The record is from RefSeq and is a predicted model, not a curated record. Lineage: Eukaryota; Metazoa; Arthropoda; Insecta; Diptera; Culicidae. The transcript is spliced from 3 exons.
AAUAGCCAUUUAGUAGCCCCUCGUUAGUAAUAAACAUAAACAACAAUAUUUUUCGCGAGAUGGAUUGCAUCGAAAUAUUAUUGGAAAAUACGUAAAAUCCGACUGUUUUGGUUCCUAUCUUAUAAAUUAACAAUCAACGCACGAAGAUGGCAAGAUUAAGCAACGUGCGAGUGAAAUUGUGCGAUCAAAUCCUGCUGCACAAAUUGCAUGUGCUGAACAACGCAGUGUCGCAGAAGGGAGUCACCGAGCGAGAAAUGGAAGAAGCCUUCAAGCAAUCAAUCGGUUACCGUCCAAGCCGACUUUCCUGGGCCCAGUGGAACGAUGGCACGCUCUCGAUACUGUACAGUGUAAUUUUCCUGAUAGCGCUGUUUGUACUGACGCCGUUUCUUGCCUCAUUCAUCGAGGUCAUACUGGGAACGCGAUGCAUUCUGCCAAACAAUUAUCUCGUUUGGGAAGCAACGAGACCCCUGUCGGAUUGUGACUUCUGUAGAGGCGUUCAAGGACCAAUUAUCCUGUCCAAUCUGUCCCGGGAAGAGUUCAAACCGUACGCCUAUUCUUCGCGGCCCAUCAUUAUCAAAAAUGCUAUAUCUCAUUGGCCGGCAGCCAGGUUGCUCAAUUUCACCUUCCUCAAGGAUCUCUACUACAAACAUCCAUCAGCGCUCAACAGCUUCCAUGAAGAUUGCCAGUUUUUGCAUUUCAAAUCGAACUUUCAAUCCCUGAAAGACGUGUUUCGCAUGUCGGAAGAUUUCCGUACCGGGCACAAGCCGUGGUACGUGGGAUGGAGUAACUGUAACCCAGUGAUCCUGGCGGAAUUGAGGAAGCUCUACCCGAAACCGCACUUCCUGCCGGAGGACGCCGAGAUGCCGAAUACGGAUUUUGUGUUCUUGGGUUACGAACAGGGCGCGGUAAUGCACAUCGACUACAUACCCCGACUGAUGUGGCAGGCCCAGCUGAGGGGUAACAAAAGUUGGAUCCUGGCACCCACUCCGGAGUGCGACGAAGAAUGCCGCAGCUUCAGCUUCUACGUCGAGCCGGGCGAUGCUUUGCUGGUGGAUACGCGGCUCUGGUACCAUGGGACCUUCAUUUCCAAGGGUGAAUUCUCACUCACCAUUCAAUCGGAGUACGGCUAGAAUUGGAGUAUCAUUUGAAAACUUAUAAUUAUGCAUUAUCGUUGUGUCAAUAAAGUUGUGUGCCAUUGAGUUGAAUAUUCACUAAAA